Stylonychia lemnae is the source of this 1635-nucleotide messenger RNA. The record is from the annotation of a GenBank genome assembly. Lineage: Eukaryota; Ciliophora; Spirotrichea; Sporadotrichida; Oxytrichidae.
AUGGCUGGAGCAUCAUUAUUCUUAGGGAUGACUAAUGAAGAUGUUAAAAGACAACUCGGACUUUAAUUAUUUGAUAAAACACCUGCAGAGUGUGGAAAAUUCAUGGACAAACAUCUUGAGGGAGCAAUUAAUUAACUCGAUGUUGGCAUUAAAGAAAUUGAAGCAAGAUAUCCUGGGAUUCAGAAACCAAACAUGAGUUAUGGAUUAAGAGGGACUAGAUACUACAUCGAAUUUCCAAUUACUGGAAGGAAUAUAGACGCUUUUAGCAUUCUGACUAAAACCUAAUAACUUCUUAAGUCAUCAGAGAAUGAUUGUGGAUCAAGAGUCAUAUCAACAGAUAGCUUUAUUCAGGGUGAAAAUAUUUCAUACCUGAUUGAUUAUGCAGUUAACUCUACAACAGCCCUUGGUUCAAAAAGCAAAGGAAGUAUCUAUAUCAGAGGAAUAAAAGAAGAAGGGGGCUUUGACUCUUAUAAAUUUAUUCUAGAAAAAGGAUUUGACUUCCAUGAUCUUGACAUUAAGUUAAUUCUCAAAGCUUAUGAAGAGGCAUUCAAACCAAAACAAAAUCAAAUUGAGUAUAACCAAAGAUAGUAACAAGAUGAUUCGAUAAAGAGACCAAUUAGACAGAGAGGCUAGAGUCCUUAGCAAUAAAAUCAAGGAUAUUUAGCAGGACUUGUCGGCAACUAGAAUUAAUAACAGUAAGAGGACACUAGUCCUUAAGCAUCCCUUCAAAAGCUUGGAUGUACAUUGUUCCUCCCAGAUCAAAGAAAUAAUAAGCUUGAUUGGGAUUAUCUAGCUGGAUAUGAUAAAGUAAAGAGAGAUAUUGAGGAUACUGUACUACUAGCACUAACUCAUGGUCAUGUUUAUGAUCAAAUCACUUAGAAGACAAGAAUGAAGAAUGAAACGAAUAGACCAAAGUGUGUUCUCUUUGAGGGUCCUCCAGGUUGUGGUAAAACCACCUCAGCUAAGAUCAUCUCUUAGCAAGUCAAUAUCCCUCUGGUGUACAUGCCAUUAGAGGCUAUCAUGUCUAAGUACUAUGGUGAAAGUGAGUCUAGACUUGCUGAGAUUUUUGAAGCAGCUGCAGCAAUGGGUUCAGUUAUUCUUUUCAUUGAUGAAAUUGAUUCCUUAGCCACUUCAAGAGAAUCUGGUCUUCACGAAGCAACAAGAAGAAUUCUUUCUACAUUAUUGAGAAAGAUUGACAGUUUUGAAUCAGAUGGAGAAGUUCUAGUAAUCUGUGCAACUAACAGAAAGAAGGAUCUUGACCCAGCACUCAUCUCUAGACUUGAUUUAAACAUUAAAUUUAACUUGCCAGACGCAAGUACUAGAGCUCUUAUUUUCUAAAGAUACGCAAAGUAACUCUCUGAAGAACAGCUAAAGGAGCUUGGAGAACUAACUAUUAACCUUUCUGGAAGAGAUAUUAGUGAUAUUUGCAAAGAUGCUGAGAGAAAAUGGGCUUCAAAAUAUAUAAGAAAAGAAGUAUCAUCUCUGAUACCUGAGAUCUCGGUUUACAUUGAAAGUGCUAAGCAUAGACUAGAGUCGAUGCAAGAUUCUAAUCUCAGAAUGGACAAAAAUGUUGGAGAUUUCCAUUUUCCUAACUAGCCCUACCCUCCAAGACCUACUGCUUAUGGAAGUGCUUGA